Molecule: messenger RNA, 618 nt
Organism: Prorocentrum cordatum
Lineage: Eukaryota; Dinophyceae; Prorocentrales; Prorocentraceae
Source: the annotation of a GenBank genome assembly
GGGGUUGGUAUGACUGCCGACGUGGUGGCCCUGUUCGCAGAUCGCUACCGCGUCGCCCUUGUCUUCGGCGGAGCUGACGAUCGCACUGCCACUGGUUUGGCACAGCGCGCCAUUCAGACGGUCAAGCUCACAGCCCUCGAGGCCAAGAGAGAUGUGCAGAGACAGGGGAUGACAUAUGUAUCAGAUGCUGAGGCUGUUGAGGACUUCCCGAUGGUCGCCAGCCCGUCCAUGAACUACGGAGGUGCGGUUCCAGCUCAGGGCGUGUUCGGUUGCAUGCCAAAUGACGCGUGUUAUCCAGAAGCAGGCGGCCUGACUGCGUGUUCGAGCGCGCUUGAUCAAACGCAGCAGAAGCAGGACCCGGGCUGGAUGGGCACCAUGAAGGGAACUCCGUCGGAUCUAUUCGAGAACGCCCCCAUGAUCUGGAAGCUGGCCACCGAGUUGGGCACCGCAAUAUUCGAGAUGACCAGCGUGCAAGGUAUUGUGUAUGGUAGUGGAGUGCGGAUGGUCAACAAAUUAUCGGGGGUUGCUCAUAGUAUUGUCAUUGCUUGUUUGGACAAUCAUCCAUGCGAGUACUACAGCACGGAGAUCGAGACAUCGCAGACCAUCGGCGUGCAGCAG